Messenger RNA from Hevea brasiliensis (rubber tree), 1182 nucleotides. RefSeq lists its product as uncharacterized. The coding region runs from base 203 to 841 and encodes 212 amino acids. The transcript has 2 exons. The record is from RefSeq and is a predicted model, not a curated record. NCBI's taxonomy places the organism in Eukaryota, Viridiplantae, Streptophyta, Magnoliopsida, Malpighiales, Euphorbiaceae.
GUCCGAUCUCUUUCCACGUCAUCCAUCUGCGUGAAUCCACGUUUCAACGGUUCAGAUCAAGUUGCAGAGCUACUGGUACAACGAACGAGGAAGCUCCUCUCUCCUCUCCAAUUGCUGAUUUCAAAUUUUUUUCCUGGAAAAAAAUUUAUUUUCCCUAGAAAGUUUGUAUACUUCCCGCUUUAGUUUGUUUAUUUCUUUGAACAUGAAAAUCAUGGAGCAAGAAGGAGAAAUUUUCGAAGAGGAGAAGGAAAUUAGAGUUUUCGGUGCAGAAGAAACAGACGACGACAGUGAACCAAAGGAUGGCGUAGAAGCUGAAGAGGAAGAGGAAGAUGAUGUUGAAGACGGAGAGGAAGACGACGACGACGAAGACGACGACGACGACGACGACGAUGAUGAUGAGGGAGACGAGGACGAUGACGACGAUGAGGUUCAGGUCUUACACUCCUCCGGGGGGCCGCCGGUUCAGUCGGCUGAUAAUGAUGAGGACGAAGACGACGAGGAUGGCGAUGAAGAUGAUGAUGGUGAAGGCGGCGAUGACGACGACGACGACGACGACGACAACGAUGAGGAGGAGGAAGAUGACGCUGAAGAAGAGGAUAUGGGCACGGAAUACCUUGUUCAACCAGUAGGUCGUGCUGAAGAUGAAGAAGAUGCUAGUGAUUUUGAACCAGAAGAGAAUGGUGAGGAUGAAGAUGUUGAGGAGGAAGAUGAUGACGGAGAUGAUGAUGACAAAGAAGGUGCUGGGAAAGUUGAGGCUCCAGCAAAGAGGAAGAGGUCGGAUAAAGAUGACUCAGAUGAUGAUGAUGGUGGAGAGGAUGAUGAGAGACCAUCCAAGCGAUAGGGCUGGGGACCCUUCUUGGUUUGAGGACUGACCAUUUAACAAAUAGGUCAAUCUCUCCAUCCCUCAAUCUUAAACCAUCUCAUCUUUGUAGAAAGAAGGAUAGGAUGCUUUUGGAUUUAUGUUUUAAAAUCCUGUAUCAUCAAGUGGCAGUACUUUUAGGAUUAUAUGUUUAAUUUGGGAAGGCAUUGUUGGGGUUUUUGGGCGGGGAGGUGGUUGUGGUGGUGUUUGAAUAACUAUUUGAAACAGUUGAUUUUAGACAUUGUGUAAGUUAUGAUCUUAGCUAAGCUGUAAACUUUGAAUACUUAAAAUCUUUAGGGUUGAUUGCAGUUUCAGAUUCCUUA